AAAGUUAAGAUAUGUUUCUACCUUCGAAGAUUCUGCCAGGUCACUUCCACAAAGAUCAUUUCUGACCAGAACUUUCCUCAGUAAAUCCCCGUCCACCACAUCUUUGUCACCCAUUGAAGGUUUGCCUGUGAUGUGGAAUAGAUUCACCCCAGUUUCAUCUGGGAGAAGUAGCUCUUACUCAAACCUUUCAAAUCUUCCAGAAGAAAACCCUUCCCCAAUAACAACUGCUGUGUUUGAGAGCUCUAUCAAUGGACUAUCAAAUGAAACCAACCAAACUAUGGAAGAAAGCCCUCUGGAUUGCUCAAGUGCAACAACUGAAGUUACUUCUCUCUCUGAAAUGGUCACUUUGGGACCAAAUUUGGUUGUCAAAAAGCAUGUCCUUAAAAGAAUCAUUGCAAAGAAAGUUGGAUCAUAUGUUUCUAACUUAAUGGGGGAAACCUUAUCCCUUGAACACAUGGCUACCCACAGCUACAAGGGCCAAAAAGGGAAAAAUGGUCAGGUCAAGCCUCGGCUUUAUCCCACAUACAAUACUUCUUUAAUUCAGCAUGCAACGAGUGUGAAGUAUUCAAAUAUGCCACGCCAGAUUAUAGAAGAAGAUGUUGUAUAAGCUAUAAAGUUCAAACUUAAUAACGAGGAACAAGCAUGGAAAAAACAACACGAAUAAAGAGUAACAUUAGCUGUCUACAGUAUAUUUUUCUAUUAAGUCUAUCCAUGCAAUUUAAUGAUAUUUUCUAUAAAGGAAAAAAAUUGGUGAAUAUUUUUAUCUGGUUAAAAUACAAUGUAUAAUUAAAAUAUCGUGGAUUCAUGGUUUUAUUGAA
Messenger RNA from Xenia sp. Carnegie-2017, 818 nucleotides. RefSeq lists its product as uncharacterized. The record is from RefSeq and is a predicted model, not a curated record. The transcript is spliced from 3 exons. Bases 131 to 607 code for a protein of 158 amino acids. NCBI's taxonomy places the organism in Eukaryota, Metazoa, Cnidaria, Anthozoa, Malacalcyonacea, Xeniidae.